CGAAUUCCCCAGAGCUCGGCCGAGGUGCAAGUCUGCUCACAUCUCCCCGCCUUUUCUUUCCAAUUGCAAUUCAGACUCGCUCUGUAUCGCUAGCUGUACAUCACACGUAUUCCUACAGAAAACUUCACAAUGAGCGGCCCCGGUGUUGGAUUCGAGUACCCCCGGCAGCCCGUUUCCUGGGUUAAGCGCGAUGUGCUGCUCUUUGCGAACACCAUUGGUGCCACCGACGACGAGCUUCACUUCCUCUAUGAGCUUCACCCCAACUUCGCCGUCUUCCCUACCUACCCUCUGAUUCUCACAUUCAAGGGCGACACCCAGGAGGUUGUCGACUUCUACGCCGCUCAGAAGGCCGUCCAGAUCCCUAACGUUCCUUCGUUCGAUGCCCGCCGCGUCGUCGAUGGCCAGCGCAAGAUUGUGCUUCACAAGACCAUUCCCCCCACUUCGGCCGGCAAGAAGUUCGAAGUCCGAACCAAGGUUCUCGGUGUUUACGACAAGGGCCGUCCCGGCUCCGUCGUCGAGACCCAGACCGACCUGGUAGAGCUUCCCAGCAACGAGGUCUACGCCAGCGUCAUCACCAGCAGCUUCUACAUCGCCCAGGGCAACUGGGGCGGCCCCAAGGGUCCCGCGACCGAGAACUUCCCUCCCCCGAAGGACAAGAAGCCCGAUGCCACCUUCUCCCAGGCUACGAACAAGGAGUCAGCGCUCCUCUACCGCCUCAAUGGAGAUUACAACCCCCUGCACGCGACCCCCGAGCCCGGCAAGAAGAUGGGCUUCCCCGGAGCUAUCAUGCACGGACUGUACUCCUGGAACUCGACCGCCCACGGUCUGCUGAAGGCCCUCGGUGGCAGUGACCCUGCCAACAUCAAGGAGUACCAGGCGCGCUUCGCCAGCCCCGUCAUGCCUGGCGACAAGCUGGUGACAGACGCCUGGAGGACAGGCGAUGUCAAGGAUGGAUGGGAAGAAGUUCGCUUCCAGACCAAGGUCGAGGGCGGAAAGAUCGUUCUGAGCAACGGUCGCGCGCUGUUGAAGGUUGUGGAGUCCCCCAAGUCGAAGUUGUAAAAUAAAGGAUUUUGGAUGAAAUUUUGGAACAUUACAGUUCAGAUUUAAGCACAGCAUUCUAUAACGUCAUAAAAUUACUUUCAAA
Colletotrichum scovillei is the source of this 1144-nucleotide messenger RNA. Its product is annotated as MaoC like domain-containing protein. The record is from RefSeq and is a predicted model, not a curated record. The coding region runs from base 130 to 1059 and encodes 309 amino acids. Lineage: Eukaryota; Fungi; Ascomycota; Sordariomycetes; Glomerellales; Glomerellaceae. Gene Ontology annotation, cellular component: peroxisome. The transcript has 3 exons.